AUGGCAGAUCACGACGACCUCGUCAUGCAGUUCUGCGAGCUCACCGGUGCCAGUGCCGAUCGGGCCGCGGAGUAUCUCGAGGCCAGCAGUUGGAACAUUUCCGCUGCCGUUGGUUCCUUUUUCGCCGACGACGAGGAUGAGGCUGCUGGUGGCGCCGGCAGUUCCUCCCAGCCUGCACCAGAACCCGCGUACAGCGGCCCCAGAACUCUCGACGGCCGACCCGCCCCUCAAUCCGCCCUUCCCUCCUCCAGUUCUGCCUCGAAGAAACCCGCUAAGAAGAAGGGUCUGGCGACUUUGAGCUCCCUUGGAGGUGGAGGUGGUCACGAUCACGAUGAUGACGAUGAUGACGAAGAGGAGGACGACCUGGCUGAUCGCAGAGGACCCAGAGAUUUGUUUGCUGGUGGUGAGAAGUCCGGCCUUGCUGUUCAAGACCCUGGUCGAAACCCCGCAGACCCCCAGAACGUCAUCAAGGACAUUCUCGCAAAGGCGAAGGCAAACGCGAAGCGUGCCCCCAGUGAGGAAGACGCCCCCGGUCCAUCCCAGUCGUCCAACUUCCGAGGCGCCGGCACCACGGUUGGCGGCGAGGGCACCGACUCUCGAACCAUUCCCGACCCGUCAAGCUCGCGUGCUCCUGCCCGCGGCAGUGAGGAGCUUCCCGUGGUGACGCGCACUCUUCACCUGUGGCGCGACGGCUUUUCUAUCGAAGACGGCCCUCUGCGCCGCUACGACGACCCCGAGCACGCCAUGGACCUGCAGAUGAUCCGCACAGGCCGCGCACCCCUUCACUUGAUGGAAGUGGAGCAUGGCCAGCGUUGUGACGUGCGCCUCCAGCAGCACGAGGAGGACUGGCACCAGCUCCCACGCAUCUACAAGCCCUUUGGAGGACAGGGACGCCGGCUGGGAAGCCCAGUUCCCGGUGACGGCAACGCGGCAUCCGCCUCCGUGCAGACGGCCACAGCUCCUGCUGCAAGCAGUGCGCCUGCUGCUGCCCCUGCCCCGGUCGCAGAUGUCGACAGCAGCCAGCCAAGUGUUGCUAUCCGCUUCCAGAUGCCUGACGGCUCAAGACUGCCCGCCCGCUUCAACCUGACACACACGAUUGGCGACCUCUACCAGUUCGCCCGCAGUGCGUCGGCUGAGACCCGCAGUCGUGCCUUCAUCGUCCAGUCGACCUUCCCGAGCAAGGAGUACACAGACCACAGCCAGAAGUUGGAGGAGGUCGACGCUUUCAAGCGGGGUGGUAUUGCCGUGGUCAAGUGGGCUUAG
This is a messenger RNA of Diaporthe citri, 1263 nucleotides long. RefSeq lists its product as uncharacterized. The transcript has 3 exons. The record is from RefSeq and is a predicted model, not a curated record. The coding region runs from base 1 to 1263 and encodes 420 amino acids. Gene Ontology annotation, cellular component: cytosol; nucleus. Gene Ontology annotation, molecular function: ubiquitin binding. Lineage: Eukaryota; Fungi; Ascomycota; Sordariomycetes; Diaporthales; Diaporthaceae. Gene Ontology annotation, biological process: Golgi organization; membrane fusion; proteasome-mediated ubiquitin-dependent protein catabolic process.